GCCGAGCUUGCGCAGUCCCUCGCCCAAUAUGGAUUCCCCGAGCGAUGCACGCCCUCGGCCGAGGGUGCAACGAUUUUAACGGAAUUUCGCGUCCAGGGCUGCUCGCGGACACAAGCACUCGGUCCCGAGAGCACGUCGAGCGACGAGAUCGCGUUCCACCUGGUCGGACCGGCUGGUGCCGAGCGGACACCGUCAUUGGAAGACGAAAAGGCAAGAACGCGUGAUGUCCCAGGACUACCAGCACGCUUGCGAGAGGGCGGAAUUACUCGGCUUGCCGAAGCCGAGCGUGGAGGAGUGGCAGCAGGCGCAGGCGGCGGACGAUGAAAGCCAUCGCAACGACGACGACGAAAACAACGGUGCAUUGCAGGUAUAAUCAUGACUUGGAUUACGCGGACGAGGCGACCGGGCGCAUCGGCGGCGGGCUGGACGAGCUGAACAGCAUCUUGAGCACCACGCAGAAGAAGCUCAACAGAUUCAAGACAGUCUGUGGCAGUCUCGGCACGUUGCUCAAAGUGAAGGUUGGCUCCCGUAGCGGCACGCCACAUCAUAAGCCGGAGGACCUGGAGCCCGACGCAAAGCAGGAGCAGCUCCAGGAGCCGAGGUCCGCAGAGCCUGCGGCGACGGACGAGGUGAUGGCGGUGGAAACGCUCAUAGAGGGUAACACGUGUGCUGCCGAGAGCGACGUCCAGCCGAACAGCAAUCCCAAGCCUAUCGACCUUAAUCAGAAGAUGGGCUCCCACCUGGACAAGCUGGACUCGCUGAUCUCGAAGGCUGAAAACGCUCAAUAUAGCAUGCAGCAUCAGACGAAGCAGAUGCGCAAGUUCUUGAAUAAGUAAAGGUCGCGCCGAAUCGCGCGCUCGACACUCUUAAAGAAUUACAUCGCUGAUUGAAUGAACCACGACGAGCUCGAACGAACGCGGGAUCGAUCGUCAGCAUAGGUCCAUUUUUAUCUCCCGUAUCGAGCGUAGAGACCUCUUACAAAGAGGAGACGAGACGGUCUUUUCUGGUACUUGCGUUCCGCGCGUAAAUCGGUCAGCUUAUUCGACCGUUGAUGACGAGUCGGCGAAUCGGUGAUGACGACCGUCCGCGACAGUCGCUUGCCCGUCGGCAGAAAUGCGCGACGAUACGAAUAUCCGCUCGAUGUUCGAUAACAACAAUUCAGCUUUGUUUACUCAACUGUCAUUAUCAUGAUUAGAAGAUCUAUGACGAGUAAUUCUAGUGCUCGACGACUCUUUAUUUCGUAUCGCGAUUUAUUGUCAUCGCUAUGUGCGAUUUCUUUUAAAUGCGACGGACUCGUCAUUAACACUCUGAAUGAGAAGAGGGUAGGUAAAUGCGCGGAUAGAACGUAUAUAUGCAUGUGUGUGUGUGUGUCAGUAAGACGAGACCGUAUUCUCUUUGUAAAAACGCUCUGCGAUUGAAAUGAAAGACAGCAAAUAUACAGAAUAGACCAUUCUAUCCAAUACACGCGAAUAUCUUGAAAAAGAGAAGUUUUUCAAAAAAAUAUUUCAGACGAAAGUUUUAUGGUUUCGAGGGGGAAAGAUGAGGAUAUCAUCAAUUUAAUUGUAGAUGACGCCACUUUGGAAAUUUCAUCAUGGUGGCCAUUUUUUGUAAAUGGAAAUUUUUGAUUCGAUUUUUUCUUGAAAUAAAAGUGACAGUUGACAACGAGACGAGUACAAUGGUUUGUUGUUUUUUGAAAUUGGAUCAUUUUUCAGUGAGUUACAGCGUUCUAAAGUUUAUUAAUUUAAUUUAAAUUAAAAAGCUACCACCCGCAUAUAGUGUGCGUAUGUGUUUUGUGACUCCAAACUGCCUCUCUCUCUACCUCUAUCCUUUACCUUUCUCCCUCUCUUUCUGUGUGUG
This is a messenger RNA of Harpegnathos saltator (Jerdon's jumping ant), 1857 nucleotides long. RefSeq lists its product as uncharacterized. The coding region runs from base 321 to 836 and encodes 171 amino acids. The transcript has 3 exons. Lineage: Eukaryota; Metazoa; Arthropoda; Insecta; Hymenoptera; Formicidae. The record is from RefSeq and is a predicted model, not a curated record.